Molecule: messenger RNA, 510 nt
Organism: Neospora caninum
Lineage: Eukaryota; Apicomplexa; Conoidasida; Eucoccidiorida; Sarcocystidae
Exons: 3
Coding region: 1-510 (169 amino acids)
Source: RefSeq, a predicted model, not a curated record
AUGUCGUCCGGAGACUCCGUUGCGCCCCACCAAAGGGCUGCAUGUGAGCAGCUACACGGCGAGUAUAAGCAGUGCCUUGCUAAGAGCGGCCGAACCAACUUCAGCGCAUGCACGGACUUCCACAGCAAACUCCGAGCCUGCGAGAACAUGCUGAGUACAUCGUACUGCAUUGACGAGGGUAUCAAUCUGAUGAAGUGCACAAAAAAACCGGAUUCCUCGUUCUGCGCCAAGGAAUUUGUGGCAAUGCGCGAGUGCAACAGACCGCGAGGGCCGCACAUCGUCCUCUCUCCGUCUUCCUCUCCGUCUUCCCCGCCUCAUUACGAACUGCGCCCCGAAGUGAAGCAUCUCUACAAUGUCGAGUCGACAGACUUGGGUGCGGCGGUUGCUCCCAUGAGAAACAAGCAGCAGCUUGACGGGGUUGCGGAUUCGCUGAAAGCCGAGCUCAAUCUCCCUGGCUACGGGCACGUUCCCUACAAGUGGGAGAGCCUGCGCCCGAAUCCGGGAGCGUGA